AUGUCUCUCGGCAUCUCUCGAGUAUUCACCCCUGCUCGUGCUCGAUUCGUGAUCGCGGCGGUUGCUGCCCCCAAAGUGCUCGCCUCUUCUUCAACCAGACUCUACUCCAGCACCAAGAGCGCCUUCAACCCACACGAUAUCCACAAUAUCUCCCACAACCCGGAUCACAUCCAGACCAAACUCCCGUCUAAGAAGCAAUUGCGCAAUGCCAAUCGAUUCCGCGAGUUUGACAUGGAGGGCCGCGUGUAUGUCAUCACCGGUGGCGGUCGUGGAUUGGGUCUGUCAAUGGGUGAAGCCCUGAUCGAAGCCGGCGCAAAGGUCUACGCCCUGGACCGUCUCGAAACACCACACCCAGACUUCCUCAAAGCCCAAAACAAAGCCGAAGAAUACGGCGGCGCCCUGGAAUACAUCAAAAUUGACGUCCGCAACAACACCGAAGUCAACAAUACCUUCGCCGCAAUCGCCGCCCAAGAACAACGUCUCGACGGCCUCGUCGCCGCCGCAGGAAUAAACCACCUCCAAUCCGCCCUCGAACACUCCCAACAAGCCCUCGACGACGUAAUGAGCAUCAACUACAACGGCGUCUUCAACUCCGCCACCGCAGCAGCCCGCCAAAUGUUCAACUACCAGCAAAAAGGCUCCAUCCUCCUCGUUGCAUCGAUGAGCGGCCUCAUCGCUAACAAGGGUAUGACAUCGCCCGUGUACAAUUCCUCCAAGGCAGCCGUUAUCCAGCUCGCUCGCUCGCUGGCGAUGGAGUGGGGUCGUCACGGUAUUCGUGUGAACAGUCUUUGCCCGGGACAUAUUAUUACGCCUAUGGUUGAGGAUGUUUUCCAGCAGAAUCCCGCGGCGCGGGCUACGUGGGAGGCGGAGAAUAUGCUUGGUCGGUUGGCUAUGCCUGAGGAGUUCCGGGGCUCGGCGCUGUUUUGUCUUUCGGAUGCGAGCAGCUUUAUGACUGGGAGCACGUUGAUUAUUGAUGGUGGUCAUACUGCUUGGUGA
Messenger RNA from Penicillium cataractarum, 996 nucleotides. Its product is annotated as putative short chain dehydrogenase/oxidoreductase. The coding region runs from base 1 to 996 and encodes 331 amino acids. Gene Ontology annotation, molecular function: oxidoreductase activity, acting on NAD(P)H, oxygen as acceptor. Lineage: Eukaryota; Fungi; Ascomycota; Eurotiomycetes; Eurotiales; Aspergillaceae. Gene Ontology annotation, cellular component: intracellular anatomical structure. The transcript has 2 exons. The record is from RefSeq and is a predicted model, not a curated record.